GUCACGGUCUUACCUUCGUUUGUGGCUGUAAUCUGUACGCAAAGUCGGUUUGGUAGAAGGUGCGUUCUUUAGGUUUCGCGCGUGAACAAUGGGCAAACAAAACAGCAAACUCAAGCCCGAAGUAUUGGCGGAUCUUAAAGAGAACACGGAGUUUAAUGAGCAUGAGCUACAGGAAUGGUACAAGGGCUUCCUCAAGGAUUGCCCGAGCGGUUAUCUCUCUGUGGAAGAGUUCAAGAAAAUCUAUGGUAACUUCUUCCCGUAUGGUGACGCAUCCAAGUUCGCAGAGCACGUAUUCCGCACGUUCGAUAGCAAUGGCGACGGCACCAUCGACUUCCGUGAGUUCAUCUGCGCUCUGUCCGUGACGUCGCGCGGAAAACUCGAGCAGAAGCUUAAGUGGGCUUUUAGCAUGUACGAUUUGGAUGGUAACGGUUUCAUCUCCAGACAAGAGAUGCUGGAAAUCGUCAAAGCCAUCUACAAGAUGGUGGGCUCUGUUAUGAAAAUGCCCGAAGACGAGAGCACGCCAGAAAAACGGACUGAGAAGAUUUUUAAGCAAAUGGAUAAAAAUUUGGAUGGAAAGCUAUCUCUAGCCGAGUUCAUCGAAGGGGCCAAGAGUGAUCCAUCGAUCGUGCGCCUACUCCAAUGCGACCCUGCUCAAGGAUCUUCGGGAGAAUAGAUUUCAUUUGAAUUGUUUUAGUGUUGACUUUUAUUCUUCCUUUCCCAUAGAGGAAUGUAAGUUUCGUCUCAUAUCUUGGUUAAACUCGUGAUAACUUCCUUUUAAGAUAUUUACUCUCUUAACACUUUUCUUCACUGACAAGCCAGCCAAUCAAGAGAAAGCUGCUUUUUCCUUAGUUACACGCAUAGAUUGGGCCGAGCAUGUCAAGUUUAUUGAGCACAGCUGACCUCUUUUGACGCGGGCAGUCAAAAGCUAGGUUCUUGGCAGAUUUGAAUCGGCGCAUUUAGCCUUCUAAGAGGAGCAGUUAUAGAUAAUUUUUGUCGAUGCACGAUUUGUUGUAUAUCUUAGGGUAAGUUUUUUAGAUCGAAAGUUGUUUCAUUGUCUACAAAGACAGCCUUACAGAGAGAAUUCAUCCCUUUUCUUUUUCCUUCGAAUCAAAUGGUGAUUUAAAGAGCAGAGUUUCGAUCACUUAAAGAGAGCUCGCUAGUGGAAUAUUUAUUUAUUUAUUUCUAUGAUUGGUUUGUGGCAGAUAAGCACUGAUGGAGAAUAUGUUUUUCUUCUUGGUGUUUACCAGUGUCUUUUCUAAUGUAUCGAUGGAAACUCUCGACUUGAAAUAGGAAAGAAACCAAAGAACAAAACACAAUUUCUUUAACUUUGUUGCUUGUUAGUGUAGCAAUGUGUUAAUAGUCCUUUACUUAUUCACUUUUUUGGCUUCGAGAACUUAGGAAGGUAAAGAAAUGUCUGCGAACAUUUUGACCUAUCAUUGCAGUAUAGAUAUGACAGUCAACGCCCCAAAAUUUUGAGGGAAAAUUCCAUUUUGUUGGAGAAACGGGCUUCCUUUCCAUAGCAGUUCUCAAGCAUCCUUGCUGAUGCACCCAAUUUUCGGCUUGGUGGUAAUGUCUUCUCAUCGGUCAGCUUUUGGAGCUGACGAAUCCUUACGAAUGUAAACCGAGGGGGUGAUUGCAUUUUCGCAUAACGGUUUUUAUGUGCGGAAGGUAAUAUGUUUUCUGAUAAGGCGUGCCAUAAAACAGAAUAUUGUUGAUAGGCUGCUCAUGAGAAGUGAACGUCCUUGAAGGGCAGAUAUGUUAUUAAAGUAUGAAUGGACUAGAAUAUUGUUUCUCAUAAAGAAUGUGGACGGUUAACUCAAUACUUAAGUUAGUUCUAGUUGUUUCAUUUAGUGUCUUAACUUAACUUAAUGAAUAUUUUGUCAUUACAGUGUACGUCGCUGUCCAGCAAUACUUAGGUUAACUUUUUCUGUAAAGUUCCACUAGUCGAAAAGGGAAAAAAAUUAAAAAGGUCUAUGAAUUGUUAAUGACAAGCAGACCUUGCGUUGCAGACUUAGAA
Pocillopora verrucosa is the source of this 2017-nucleotide messenger RNA. Its product is annotated as neurocalcin homolog. Lineage: Eukaryota; Metazoa; Cnidaria; Anthozoa; Scleractinia; Pocilloporidae. The record is from RefSeq and is a predicted model, not a curated record. Gene Ontology annotation, molecular function: calcium ion binding.